CCGUUGCUACACUUCACCUAACCUAAACCCGAUACCAUUGUUCGGAGCCACGUCAGUAAACUAGUACAGUAGGAAGGUCAUAGCAGAUAGACCUAACAGAGCCACGUCAUCGUAGUAGAAGGAAGUCAUAGCAGAUAGAGCUAACAGAGAGUCGUUUUUCGUCUCAAUCGGUAGUAACCGCCACACUCACCGCGCGGCUUCUCGCAAUCCCUUAUUCUUUCGCGCCACCAGGUCACGACUCCUGAAACAUAUCCGUGCAGUAGGGAAACGAGAUAGACGGCUCAGUCUAGCGUGCGCUGCAUUCCCUUGAGCCCGCUACCUCUCUGUUUCGUCCUCGCACUCAUUGUUCAGCUCACUUUAGUCCUCGCAUUGUACUUCAAGCCGCCGGCAGUGCCGCCUCCGCGCGUAGGCUACCUGCGCAGCGCAGCAUGUUUCCCGGCGCCGCAGAUGCCGGCGCGGCAUCGACGCUCGUUCCGACGCGCUUCGUGUGGCCGCAUGGGGGGCGGCACGUCCAUCUCUGCGGCUCGUUCACGCGGUGGCAGGAGACCCUACCCAUGGCGCCGGUGGAGGGCUCUAGCUCCAUCUAUGCCGUCGUCUGGAACUUGCCUCCCGGUUACCACCAGUACAAGUUCAUUGUGGAUGGCGAGUGGCGCCACGACGAAUCUCAGCCAUUCAUGCCAGAUCCCCUGGGCAACGUCAACAACUGGCUGCUCGUGCGGGACUCCGACCCCAACGCCCACCCGCCCUCCGCUGCUGCUGCUGCCGCCGCCUCCCCUGCUGCCACCGGCCCAUCCGGAUUGACCGGAGCUGCCCCGAGCCUGCAAGAACGUGGGGGGAUAGGGGAAGGGGGGGGGUGGGUGCGCAUAUGGAUGUGGACGGGGUUGAGGUGACAACGACACACCCACAGCACCAUCACUUACCGGGGGCAGGGCACCAGCACCACCACCACCACGCAGGGGCAGGGGGAGGAGGGGCAGGGGGAGGGGGGCACUCACACCAGCAAGCACACUCGCACACACACUCCCACCAUGGCAUUGGGCUCGGGCCCAGUGUGGUAACGUCACAGCACACCCCCGCACACAUAGACGGGCACGGUCACACGGCCGCACACGUGGCAGUGGCCAGUCAGCAAACUGUCACGCAGGCAUCGCAGCAGCAGGGGGGCGC
Molecule: messenger RNA, 1167 nt
Organism: Closterium sp. NIES-67
Lineage: Eukaryota; Viridiplantae; Streptophyta; Zygnematophyceae; Desmidiales; Closteriaceae
Source: the annotation of a GenBank genome assembly